CGAAAAAAGAAAAGAACCGACUUAUCCUUAACACGCACCCUUCGCGAUAAACUGGCGCUUAUCGAUAAAAGUGUAUUGCCAGCCUCAAAAAAAGUGUCCAACGAAGAAUGUUGCCGUGCUCCUCCAGAAAGUUAGACAAUUUCAAGAUCGAAAUGGUGGAAUGGUAACGAGUAUAUGUAUUUCACGAUAUUAAAAAUUACAUGCGAUUGGCAAACGAAUAAUAAGAGAAACGCGUUGUUCAGGCAAGGCACCUACGCGCUAGGGCCGGACCUGGGCAAGUCGUACCGAGGCUGCGCGACCUAGCACGAACCAAGGCUAGGUAGCCUACCACAACCUGGGUGGACGGAGCGAGAUUGUGGAGAAAGUGUGAGAGAGUGAGCGAGCAAGAGAGUAGGUGUAAUCGCACGCCUGCGAAUGUCGGAACUCUCGGGAGCAGGGAGCAGAGACCGUACAACCGGCGAGUCAGUCGACUAUUAGUGGUCUGUGACUCUGGAGGUAGCCCGACCACCGCAGAACCGAGCCCGACGCAGCUCGGUUGCGUUCGGUCGGUAGUCGGGGCCAGUCGGGCGCUCCGUUGCUCUUUUCGGUCUGCUCGUUUUCCUCAGUCCGUCGUCGUUGCGCAUCGAGAGCAGUUGUAUAUCUUUCCUUUUUUGUUUCGUUAAAACGCAACGAGCAAGUACCUUUCUUGAACGCGCUAUGUGACGGAUAUCACGGGGCACCGUGCGUACCCCGCCUCUUUUGUACAUCAUUUCCACCCUCUCCUUUUACCCCAGCAAAAAGCGAGAGAGACACAGAGAGAAAGAGCACGUUGUAAACGCAGGCACGUACCGUACGCCAACGGAGGGGCCACGAGGGCCCCGUGCAACUGUGCCUAGGAAAACAUGGAGUGUCCACAUCUUGCUCAAAGCGUCCAAUUCGGCGGUAAUGACGUAGAAGCUAACUGUACAAAGGAUCUACCAUUCGUCUGCGCAGUGUGCGGCACCGAGAAAAGUACGUGGCUGUGUCUGUACUGCGGAGCCGUUCACUGCGGACGAUACGUGGCAGGCCAUGCGUUAAAGCAUCACGAAGAAAAUACUCAGCACUGCGUUUGCAUCGACUGUGAGAACCUUGCAGUAUUCUGUUACACAUGCGACGAAUAUGUCGUCAACGACACGACGACCGGCCAAAUCGAGAAGAUACGUCGCGUCACGUUCCGCAAGGACGAGCACAAAGAGAACGAGGAGAAUUGGAACACGUCGUCGUCGACGACACCGUCCUCGAUGAGGGAGAACAGCGACAACGAUAAUGACGCGGACGCCUUGUGGAAGGCGGAAGUGGUGGUAAGGAACCUACGGCCAAGGACGGCGCGGAAAAGGCUGCACUCGUUGGACGGCACCAGCGGGGACAAUCGGCCAGCGACCAAGCGUAGGAGCUCGAAGAUAACCAAAGAGAAGAAGGUCGUCGGCCUGAGGAACCUGGGCAACACCUGUUUCAUGAACGUCGUGUUGCAGUCCUUCAACAACAUCAGCCACUUCUGCGAGUACCUCACGCAGAUGCCGUGUCUCGAGGGCAUACCUUUCGACGAGCCGCCCACGCACAGGGGGCGAAUAGUGACCCCAGGAAGGGCGAAAGAGUUCAUGAACGACGCCUUGUUGGCCGAGGAGCUCAGGAAGGUUCUGUUAGGCCUUAACCUCGGCGGUUCGAACGGUCAAGCAAUCUCCCCCGAAUGUUUGUUCCUCGUCAUCUGGAAGGUCGUGCCAAGAUUUCGGGGCUACCAACAGCAAGACGCUCACGAGUUUCUCACCUACAUGCUCGACAGGCUGCACACGGAGCUGCUGCAGUUGCUGCCCAGACUAGGGCACGAACCCCUCGGUCUGCGCGGUAAGCAGAGCAUCGUCACGGCCGUGUUUGGAGGCACCCUUCUUAGCGUGGUCCACUGCAUGAACUGCCGUACAGAUUCCAAGACGCACGAGCCUUUCCAGGAUCUUUCCUUGGACAUACCAGACAGGCUGCAGAGACGAACGAAAGAACAGGAAGAGGUAUGCAGUCUAACCUACAGUUUGUCCAGAUUCUUCAAGGUUGAAGAGCUGGCUGACAGUGAACUGUACUUCUGCGAUAACUGUAUGGGAAAGCAGAGGUCCACUAAGAGGUUCUGGAUACACAGGCUGCCUAAUGUGUUGUGCCUUCACAUUAAAAGAUUUAGGUGGUGCAAUUCCUAUCGCUCCAAGGUGGACACACAGGUGGAUUUCCCCAUGAAAUCGCUUGACAUGUCUGCAUUCACAGUACGUGGCAUGACUGGGACUAAAUUGGGCGCUUCGAAUAGCCACCUGUAUGACUUAGCUGCUGUUAUCGUGCACCAUGGUUCUGGUGCUGGAACUGGACAUUACACUGCCUUCGCUGUUCACGACGGACAAUGGUUUCACUUUAACGACAGUUCUGUACGCCCAGCAACCACAGACGCGGUCGCCAAGUGUAAACCGUACAUUCUAUUUUACGUGCGGAAAGAAUUCUCCAUUCCACCCCCUUUGUGACGUUAUUUCCCCAAUCAGUCCCGUCCUGACGGUGCGAGCAUCGACCACGACGACGAUGAUAAACGGACGAGCAAGAAGUAAGCGAACCUGAACGGGAUGCAGCAUGGUAAAUGGCCAAACGAACGAAUAAGAAGACCUCGAUAAUUGUUUCUAAAAGAGUAAAGGAAGAAAUGUCCCUCCUUUUUUUAUUCAAUUUAGCAUGUGUAUCUUUUGUUGCCGCAAAUCCUCUGCGAUAUAGCGAGGUCGUAGAACUAGCACACAAAAUGUUAAAAGGGUAAUUUAUGAGAAAAGGACCUGGAGCAAAGGGUUAUGUAUAGUAAUAUGGUUUAUAAUUGUUUCAUAUUUUUAUGGGCCAUUUCUACAUUUUCAGAGUUCUAAAGUUAGAAGUGUCAAA
Megachile rotundata (alfalfa leafcutting bee) is the source of this 2904-nucleotide messenger RNA. RefSeq names its product ubiquitin carboxyl-terminal hydrolase 3. Lineage: Eukaryota; Metazoa; Arthropoda; Insecta; Hymenoptera; Megachilidae. Gene Ontology annotation, molecular function: cysteine-type deubiquitinase activity; zinc ion binding. Gene Ontology annotation, biological process: protein deubiquitination. The record is from RefSeq and is a predicted model, not a curated record.